Molecule: messenger RNA, 1166 nt
Organism: Lampris incognitus (smalleye Pacific opah)
Lineage: Eukaryota; Metazoa; Chordata; Actinopteri; Lampriformes; Lampridae
Product: phospholipid hydroperoxide glutathione peroxidase-like
Exons: 7
Biological process (GO): response to oxidative stress
Molecular function (GO): glutathione peroxidase activity
Source: RefSeq, a predicted model, not a curated record
AGAAUAGCAGGUGACGCUACACAACAGUAACAGCUAUGUGGGUUUUAAAGCCUGCACUCGCGUUGGGGUUGUGGGGUAGCAGAGGAGUAGUGAGAGCAAUGUGUGCGCAGGUGGGAGAUUGGCAGAGUGCCAAGUCGAUCUAUGCGUUCUCUGCCAAGGACAUUGACGGCAAUGAGGUGUCUCUCGAGAAAUACAAGGGUUUUGUCUGCAUAAUCACCAAUGUAGCCUCUAAAUGAGGAAAGACCAGGGUAAACUACACUCAGCUAGCGGGAAUGCACGCCUCCUAUGCUGACAAAGGUUUACGCAUCCUGGCCUUCCCCUGCAACCAGUUUGGAGGACAGGAGCCAGGUACUGAAGCAGAGAUCAAAGAGUUUGCCAAAGGAUUCAAUGCAGAAUUUGACCUCUUCAGCAAGAUUGAGGUGAACGGAGAUAAUGCUCACCCUCUCUGGAAGUGGAUGAAGGCACAACCCAAGGGCAAAGGAACUCUUGGAAAUAACAUCAAAUGGAACUUCACAAAGUUUCUAAUAGAUAAAGAAGGGCAGGUGGUGAAAAGAUACGGCCCAACAGAUGAUCCCAGUGUUGUUGAGAAAGACUUGCCCAAGUACCUGUAAUGCUGCUGACUCCUACAUAACCACCUGAAACCUGGCUCUGGAUUUCUGGAUAUUGAUGGGUGUGUCUGGACCAAUGAAGGCCUGUCUGUAAACCCACAAGUGGGAAGGUCGGGCCGGAUGAAACCCAGCGUGCACCUAACCCCCAGAAUCCACCCAUACAAUGUCCAGCGUGAGCACAGGUGGAAGACGUUGCCUAACAGUAUUCACUUUGCAAUGUGAGCAGAGAUCCUUCACUUCUCAAAUAAUCAACCGGACAUUUCUUUUCUAACAUCAGUUUCAUAUGAUUAAGUUUCAGCUGUCAACAUCUGUGUAGUUCUUAUGGACUGUUAGACCCCAGAAUAUAUUCACUUCUGUAAUUCUCCAUUACUGUUGUACAUGCAAAACAUCUGCAUAAGUGUUGUCUGACCACAGACCUGUUAUCAUAAAUGUGUAUUUCACAUUUCCUGUUAUCUGCUUACAACUCAUCAUCAAUCCAGUUUUGCCUCACUUGAAUCAGUAAUUAUAUAAUUUAUUUUUUUCGUGUCGAUGAAAUUAGAAAAUAAAUGUGUAAAAUGA